Ostreococcus tauri is the source of this 444-nucleotide messenger RNA. Its product is annotated as unnamed product. The record is from RefSeq and is a predicted model, not a curated record. NCBI's taxonomy places the organism in Eukaryota, Viridiplantae, Chlorophyta, Mamiellophyceae, Mamiellales, Bathycoccaceae. Bases 1 to 444 code for a protein of 147 amino acids. The transcript has a single exon.
AUGACGACGACGAUCGCGCGCGCAUCCCUCGCGGCGGUCGCGGUGACGACGGCGCGGUCGACGCGCGGUACUCGACGGGCGUCGACGCGGGUGACGCGGUGGACGCGCGCGCGGGCGGGCGGCGUGGAGGAUGCGAAGUCGAUGAUCGAGCGGCUCGCGACGCCCCCGGAUGCGUCGAAACCCGCGCCGGGGUGGUUGCGACCGCUGAUCUCGCUCGCGGAACCGGCGGGGGAGAGCGCGGCGGUGGUUGGGUACUCGCUCGCGAUCGUCACCGCGUUGGCGGCGACGAUCGUGCUCGCGGUGCUGCGAUUUCCGGGAUUGCUCGACGCGACGGUUUUCCUCGGGGCGAGCGCGUACGCGUGUUGGCAGGCUGGACCGUAUUUGGAUAAGAUUGUCGAGGACGUCGAGCGACAGUGGGAUCAGGACGACGACGACGACGAGUGA